Geodia barretti is the source of this 549-nucleotide messenger RNA. The record is from the annotation of a GenBank genome assembly. Lineage: Eukaryota; Metazoa; Porifera; Demospongiae; Tetractinellida; Geodiidae.
AUCAAGUUGAAGGUAGAGUCCUCCACUUCUGUCAGGAGAGUAAAGAAGAGGAUUGAGGCUUUAGAAGGUACCCCACGUCGUCUACAACAACUUAGUCUAGAUGGGGUUUGCCUAGAGAACAGGAGAAGAAUGGGGUACUAUCACGCACUCAUCUCCAGCAAGUGCAGACUGGUCCUCAGGAGCCAGCCACAGUACCAGGUGUUCCUCAGAACUCUGUCAGGGAAGACCCUAGCACUAGGAGUGAGGGGUGGGGACACAGUGAGGCACUUGAAAUCAGUCAUCUACGAGAAAGAAGGGAUCCCACCAGACCAGGUGAAGGUGUUCUCAGGUGGGAGGGUGCUGGGAGAUGAGAAGAGGCUGAGGGAUUGUGGUCUUUAUAGUGGGAGUACUGUUGACCUCUCUCUGGGGCUCUUGGGAGGUAUGAGGAUAUUUGUGAAGACACUGAAGGGCACCAUCCUUCUGGAGGUGGAGGCCAGUGAUACCAUUGAGAAUGUGAAGGCUAAAAUUAAAGACCAGGAAGGAAUGCCACCAGACCGACAACGACUCAUA